AUGGGGGUAUUAUUGUUGAAACGUUGCAACUGCUCUAUGCCUCGGACUUUCAUGGGGUGUGUUAUUGUUGAAACGUUGCGACUGCUCUAUGCCUCAGACUUUCAUGGAGGAACUGUAACAGCUGCCGCUAUAGGGACCUGUAAUCACACCUCAGGAACUGUAACAGCUGCCACUAUAGGAACCUGUAACUACACUUCAGGAACUGUAACAGCUGUCACUACAGGAACCUGUAACUACACUUCAGGAAUUGUAACAGCUGUCCCUAUAGGAACCUGUAACUACACUUCAGGAACUGUAACAGCUGCCACUACAGGAACCUGUAACUACACUUCAGGAACUGUAAUAGCUGUCCCUAUAGGAACCUGUAACUACACUUCAGGAACUGUAACAGCUGUCACUACAGGAACCUGUAACCACACUUCAGGAACUGUAACAGCUGUCCCUAUAGGAACCUGUAACUACACUUCAGGAACUGUAACAGCUGUCACUACAGGAACCUGUAACCACACUUCAGGAACUGUAACAGCUGCCACAAUAGAAACCUGUAACCACACCUCAAGGACUGUAACAGCUGUCGCUAUAGGAACCUGUAACUACACUUCAGGAACUGUAACAGCUGCCACUACAGGAACCUGUAACUACACUUCAGGAAUUGUAACAGCUGUCACUAUAGGAACCU
Messenger RNA from Limulus polyphemus (Atlantic horseshoe crab), 679 nucleotides. Its product is annotated as galactose-specific cell agglutination protein gsf2-like. Lineage: Eukaryota; Metazoa; Arthropoda; Merostomata; Xiphosura; Limulidae. The transcript is spliced from 2 exons. The annotation marks the transcript as partial. The record is from RefSeq and is a predicted model, not a curated record.